Molecule: messenger RNA, 276 nt
Organism: Postia placenta MAD-698-R-SB12
Lineage: Eukaryota; Fungi; Basidiomycota; Agaricomycetes; Polyporales; Adustoporiaceae
Exons: 3
Coding region: 1-276 (91 amino acids)
Biological process (GO): carbohydrate metabolic process
Source: RefSeq, a predicted model, not a curated record
AUGUGGUGGGUCAACGCACGGGACGUCGAGCAGCUGUGGAAGGACAGGUUCACGUACUUGUACAGGGAAGAAGACAACUUCAUCUUUCCGAUCACGAUCCACCCCGACGUCAGCGGGCGCCUGCACGUGCUGCUCAUGCUGGAACAUUUUAUCGAGUGGAUUAACACGCACGCGAACGUGCACUGGGUGUGUAUGGCAGACAUGGCGCGCGAGUUCCGGGAGGAGAACCCGCCGCCGGCGGGCGCGCGGAUGCCGCGGGGCAUGGAGGCGGCAUGA